This is a messenger RNA of Penicillium brasilianum, 2300 nucleotides long. The record is from the annotation of a GenBank genome assembly. NCBI's taxonomy places the organism in Eukaryota, Fungi, Ascomycota, Eurotiomycetes, Eurotiales, Aspergillaceae.
AUGGAAUCGAAAGCAUCCUCAACCCUCCAGCAAAUCCCGCUCGCCUACGCCUCUUGCUCAAUCGGCUGUGAGGCUAGCGACACAUUACCACGACGACUCGAAGCAAUUGGCAAAGCAGGAUUCGCUGCUGUUGAGCUUUCAUUUCCGGAUAUCCUGGCCUACGGCGAACAGCUACUCGGACACGAAAUCCCACCCGAUGACUACAAUCAGCUGACCUCGGUCGCCAGAGAGAUUCGCACUCUCUGCAAAGCCAGUCAUUUGUCGGUUAUGAUGCUGCAACCAUUCGCCAACUUUGAGGGGUGGCCGAAGGAUUCGCCCGAGCGGAGGGAUGCCUUUGAGAGGGCUGCAGGUUGGAUUGAGAUCAUGAAGGCUGUUGGCACAGAUAUGCUACAAGUCGGAGCGACCGAUAUACCAGCGCACAAAGUCUCCACAGAUCGCUCAACGAUCGUAUCUGAUCUUCGUGAACUGGGCGAAAUGCUUGCGAAGCACAAGUUCCGCCUCGCCUACGAAAACUGGUGCUGGUCCACCCACGCGCCCGGAUGGAAGGAAGUCUGGGAGAUUGUGCGUGAUGUCAAUCUCCCCAACGUCGGUCUAUGCCUAGACACGUUCCAAACCGCCGGUAGUGAAUGGGGCGAUCCGACCAGCUCCACCGGCUUGAUCAACGACGUGCCCGAGGAUGAACUGAGGAAGAAGUUCGCUGCCAGUAUGGAUGAAUUGGCGCGUACUAUCCCGGCAGAUAAAAUCUAUCUCUUGCAGGUCUCGGAUGCGUACAAGGUGUCACCGCCGUUGGAGGAUAAGGUCGUUGACGGAUUGAGACCAAGAGGUCAGUGGAGUCAUGAUUAUAGGCCGAUGCCAUAUGACGGCGGGUAUUUGCCGAUUGAAGACGUUGCCAAGGCAGUCUUGAAAACGGGCUUCCGGGGUUGGUUUUCAAUGGAGAUUUUCGAUGCGGGGCCCCAGGGCAAGGGGAAGAAGUAUGACAUGGAAACGUUCGCGAAGAAGGCGAUGGAAAAUAUGCAGAAGUUGUUGAAGAACUGUUCUACAGAUACACGUGCUUGUCCUUUUUAGAGCAAGGCUCAGGGAGUACAAUCGUCACUCCGACACAAAAGUGAAACGCCAAAGGUGGAAAUGCAAAAAUAGACACCGGGUUAUCAUAAGGCAUGCUAAAUGAACAGUCAACAUGGGAAGGUCAUGCUUGAACCCUUCCUUAGUUGGCGUUGCUGGGGUAGGCAACGGUGUAGGUGGGGACAAACUCCUCCUUAACCGAGCGCAAGCUCACGAAGCGAGACAGGAGGUUGGCGCUACCAGCCUUGUCGUUGGUACCACUGGCACGGGCACCACCGAAGGGCUGCUGGCCAACGACGGCGCCAGUGCUCUUGCAGUUGAUAUAGAAGUUACCAGCGGCGUUGCGAAGGUGCUCAUCAGCAACCUGCACAGCGUGGCGGUCCUGAGCGAAGACGGAGCCAGUCAGACCGUAGAUGCCGGUGGUGUCGAUCUUCUCACAGAUCUUGACAAAAUCAGCCUCGGUGGCGUCGUUGUACGAGUGGAUGACAAUGAUGGGACCGAAGAGCUCGCGCGACAGAAGGGGGUGGUCGGGGUUGGAGGUACGGUACACAGUGGGCUGGAUGUACCAUCCCUUGGAGGAAUCGUAGGAGCCACCAGCAAGCAGCUCAAGCUCGGGGUCAUUCUUGGCCUCGUCGAUAACACCGGCGAGUUUGUUGAAGGAGCCCUCGUGGAUAACUGGGCCGCAGAAGUUGGUGAAAUCAGAAGGCUCGCCAACCUUGAUCUGCUUCACCUCCGCAACGACCUGGUUGACAAAGUCGUCGGCAAUGGAGGCAGCAACGUAGGCGCGGGAAGUGGCACUGCACUUCUGGCCCUGGAACUCAAAGGCACCACGGACGGUCUGAACUGCGGCGUUACGCACAUCGGCGGACUUGUGGACCAAGUGGAAGUUCUUGCCACCAGUCUCGCCAACGAUGCGAGGAUAGCUCCGGUACUUGCCCUCCGCCACACCCUGGGAGAUCUUGCCAUAGAGCAUACGGAAGACAUCAGUGCUACCAGUGAAGUGGAGAGCAGCGAAUUCCUUGUGGUUGAGGACGGCGCUAGUGACCUCCUCAGCCUCACCGGGCACGAACUGAAUAACGUCCUUGGGGAGGCCAGCCUCGAGAAGGAUCUGGUGAACGAGCCAGUUGGAAGCAAUUGCGGAAGGCGAGGGCUUCCAGAGGACGACGUUACCCAUCAGAGCGGGCGCACCGGCCAAAUUGCCACCGAUAGCGGUGAAGUUAAAGGGGCUGAUAGCGUAG